Molecule: messenger RNA, 8785 nt
Organism: Panonychus citri (citrus red mite)
Lineage: Eukaryota; Metazoa; Arthropoda; Arachnida; Trombidiformes; Tetranychidae
Gene: fry
Product: protein furry-like
Biological process (GO): cell morphogenesis; neuron projection development
Cellular component (GO): cell cortex; site of polarized growth
Source: RefSeq, a predicted model, not a curated record
UUGUUUGUUUGUUCGGUGAUGGAAAAUGAAGCUUCCAAAAUGAUUAUAUUCGGAGAGUCAAAAGAUUUACCUUGGGUUAGUAAACGAGAUCGGAGUGGUGGAUGUUUAAAUAAUAUCAACGAUUGGAAUCUAACCAAAGAUGGUAAACCAGGUGAAUUUAUAAUUAAAACAUUAUUCUCAGAAUUUGCCAUCUCUACGGAAAAGAAAAUUGAUUCUGUUCUUUCAAAUGACACCUUGGAAAAGCCUAUAUCAAAAUCAUUACAAAAAGGUGAAGAUAUUGUUUUCGAUCAAUUGUUAAUUGCUUUUGGUUCUGUUGCGGAACAUUGUUUACCUUCACUUUUAUCAACCCUAUUUGCUUGGUAUGAUCGACAAUUAACUGCAACUGCUGAUUAUAUUGAGACAAAAGGAUUUAAAGCCAAUCUAUCAGAUUCUCAAUCAAAAGGAACAGGUAAAAGUUCCUCUUCCGGAUGUGAUAUUUAUGAAAAAUCGGAGCAACUUUACAUUCUAGAGAAACGUGACCUUUGCGUUGAAUUUAUUUUCUGUUUAUUUCUUAUUGAGGUUUUGAAACAACUUCCACUUCACCCUGGACAUGAAGAUCUGGUCAACUAUAUUGAAAAUCUUGCCUUUAAACACUUUAAAUAUCGUGAAGGUGCCAAAAAUGAUCCAAAUUAUCAGAAUAUCAACAUUGUCGCUGAUCUUUACGCUGAAGUUAUCGGUGUAUUGGCUCAAGCUCGAUUCCAUUCUGUUCGUAAACGAUUUAUGGCCGAAUUGAAGGAACUCCGUUCAAGAGAACCAUCAAUGGUAACCACCCAGUCGAUAAUCAAUCUUCUCAUGGGGAUGAAAUUUUUCCGAAUCAAAAUGGUUCCCAUUGAACAAUUUGAAGCUUCCUUUGAGUUUAUGCACGAAUGUGCCCACUAUUUUAUCGAGGUUAAAGACAAAGACAUUAAACACAAUUUGGCAGGUCUAUUUGUCGAUAUACUUUCACCUGUUGCUGCCACCGUUAAAAACGAAGUGAAUGUACCUUGUUUGAAAAAUUUCGUCGAAAUGCUUUACCCAUUAACGUUGGAUCUUUGCGUUAAAAAGAAACACACUUACGCUCUUUUCCCUUUGGUCACUUGUUUGCUUUGUGUGUCACAAAAACAGUUUUUCCUUAAAAAUUGGCACUGUUUCCUUUCCAUGUGCCUGUCACACCUUAAAAAUCGUGAUUCCAAAAUGUCCAAACUCGCAUUGGAAUCUCUUCAUCGUCUUCUUUGGGUUUACAUGAUUCGAAUCAAGUGUGAAUCAAACACCGCAACCCAAUCUAAACUACAGAGUAUCGUUUACUCACUUUUUCCUAAAGGAUCUAAAGCUGUUGUUCCCCGAGAUGUUAACUUAAGUUUCUUCGUCAAAAUAAUUCAAUUUAUUGCUCAAGAAAAAUUGGACUUCGCAAUGAAGGGGAUUGUUUAUGAUCUUCUUUCCGUUGAUCGUCCGAUCAAGGUCAUCUUUGCUCCUGAAAGAAUGACCAUCGGCCUGAGAGCUUUCAUCGUGGUUGCUGAUAGUUUGCAGCAGAAAGAAGGUGAACCACCGAUGCCUCGAACAGCAGGUGUCAUGCCCUCUGGUAAUACCCUUCGUGUUAAACGAACUUAUCUGAAUAAAAUGUUGACCGAAAAAAUGGCCAAAAACAUCGGAGUCAACGAUUAUUUUCCGCAUGUCCUCAAAUCACUCAAUGAUAUUUUGAGAGCCUUAGAUUUACAAUUUGGUAAACCAUUGAUGUUAACCACCGUUCAAAAUAUCAACAAAGAGCCGGAUGAUAUGAUCACCGGUGAAAGGAAACCAAAGAUUGAUCUUUUCCGAGCUUGUAUUGCAGCGAUUCCUCGUCUUAUACCCGAUGGAAUGUCCCGUUCCGAUUUAAUUGAUUUACUUUCUCGUCUAACUGUCCACAUGGAUGAAGAACUUCGCGUUUUGGCCUGGCAAGCGUUGCAACAUAUUAUCAACAAUUUUCCUGAAUGGAGAGACGAUGUCGUCGAGGGUUUCAUUAACUUCAUGUUGACCGAAAUCAAUGACACUUUCCCUCAACUAUUAGACAAUGCACUUCGAAUGCUUUUACAGUUACUUGCCAAUUGGAAAGCCACAAUGCAACAAACACCAACAUCAACAGGUGGGCCUAAGACAAUCAAUGAAAUCGACCCACUAGCUACUAAAGGUCAACACACAAUCCUAGUACUUCAUCGUCUCGAAGCGAUUGGUUUGGUUAUGCUGGUCAGUUGUCGUCAACCUACCCGCCGAUUAGCAGCCAAUUUACUUAAAGAGACUCGCAGUUUGAUGCAAUCUUUUGUUUCCGCCAUCGAAUCAGAAGAACCUGUUCUCGAUGUUAUUGAUCGUAUUCGUCCAUCAGUUCUUGAAAGUUGUCUUCCAUUCAUACCAUCAACCGAAAGGACAUUCAUUGUUUCCUCUUCCUUCAAUGUUGACCUUCAAUGGUUAGCAGAUCGAACCGGAUCGGCCUGGUUAACCGUUACCAAUGAAAAUGAUAUUGAAAUCAACAGGUCAUCAUCAUCGACAACCGAAUUAUCUGAGGAUUCGAUAAUCAAAAUGAACGCCUGGUCAUCUAUAAUUACUGGUCUCAUGUCUGAAGUUUCACGAGUUUGCACUUCGACAACUUUUUUCGCUUGGUCAUUGGCCUGUCAGCGAUUAAAUUCUCUUACAGUUCACAUUGAUACAACUUCAAUUAACGAUAAUCGCGCCUCAGUUUUACUUCGUGGAACCUCAUCUAAUGUGAAAAAAUCUCCCAAUGAACGUGACGCUUAUCUAGCGCUUUGGAAAAAUUAUCUCAUGUUUGCCUGUUCGAUUGUACCUUCUUCAUCAGUUACUAAUAGUUCCAAGUUAAUAUCUCACGAUUUAAGUUCGUCGCCGGAUAGUAUGGCGUCUGAACGAUCUUUGGACAACAAAUCUCCUCUCAGUCGUGGUGUUAGUGCUGCUUGUCUUUUCUCACAAAUUUUACCUCACAUAAGAAACGAGAACACAGACCUUCGAAACGCGGCCAUUUUCGGACUUUCGCAUAUCAACCCAUCAGCUGUGAAAGAACUUAUGGAAGAAUUAAUUCCUUACAUCCGAGAGGCGAUAGAUCGGAACAAAGAGAAUAAUCGAAAACGGAAGCUUCGUGAAUUUUUACGGAUUCAAUUGGGAAUUUUACUUGAACUUUUAGCUGUUAGAAAAAUUUUCGGCCUCAAUUCAACUUCACUUGAUCGUGAAGCCGAUGGACUUAACAAUACUUUCAUCGAAUAUAUUGAUGGACUUCGUUUAUAUCUCGAAAAUGAGAAUGACAAAGAUAAUCCAAAUAUUCUUGAAAUAAGAAUCAAAUUCUGUGGUUUCAUCAAUCAUCUCGCUGAAUCUUUUCCACUGGACAGUCGAUCUAAACUAUUUGGCCGCGAUUUACGUGCCAACCUUUUCCAAUUAUUUGCCUCUUGGUCAGGUAAAUAUAGUCAGUGUUUAGUUGAUUCCAAAUCAGCAGUCACUCAAAAUAUCAUUGGUUCACCUUCAUCUGACCUUGAAUUCAUGGCUCUCGAAGCGAUGUCAUCGGUUCUUUGUUGUGGUCAAGUUUUCGACAAUUCUUACCUUUCGGAGGACAGUUCAGUUUACACUUGGCUUAAGGGAAUUUUAUCAUCGACCAAUGAAAAGGUAACAAAACUCGCUCACGCAACAAUUGUCCUUCUCCUCGAAUUCAAUCCAGACACUGGGCCACUUCUCGAUUGGUUAGUGGACUGUUGUUAUUCACAAAAAAUUCCAGUUGCCGAUAGUUGUUUCACCGCAAUCGCCACAAUCUUUAGUCUUCGUGAUUAUCCUUGUGAUCAUUACAUUUCGAUCAUUAAUGUAACUCUCAUGAAUGUCGGAUGUCCUCGAGCUCACAUCGCUGAAAUGGCCUUUAGUUUACUCCAAAUUCUUGAUUAUCGUUUCUUUGGUUCCGGUAAAAAGUUGGCCUUGAAUUACGAAUUUGAAAAGUCAGAGAAAUCAGUUUCCAACUUUGAGAAGAUUUUAGAGGACGACGAACCGGAUGAAGUGUCCGAUGAAGAAAUCGCUGGAGUCCAACUACGAAAAAAAGACAAUUCAAAACACGAAUUCAAGCCCUUCGAACCACUUUUAACAUCAUCAUUUCCUCUCAAUCAAUCUGAAUUAUCCCAACGAAUGGCGAAACUUCAUGCUGACCUUACUAUGCCCUUCUUCUCGGAAAUAACCUUUCGAUUACAAAUGGCCCGUUCAUCGAUCUGUCGAAACAUGUUGGACUAUUUACGACCUUGGUUAUCUGAUAUGGAACUUGUUGAUUCCUAUGUGAUCCCUCAAACUAAUCCUUUGUUAAACAACUACAACUCUAAUCAUGAGUGUGACGAUCAUGUGCCAAAAGGUUGGGGAUGUGCCGAAGCAACAGAAAUGGUUCUAAACAAUCUUUUCUAUAUAACGGUUAAAUUUGGCGACGAAUAUCCGAAAGAGAUCGAGAAACUUUGGUUUUGUUUAUGUUCUAAAUUCCCUAAUAAUAUGAGAAUCAUCAUUCGAUAUUUAUUUAUAGUAACAGGUUUAUCUCCAACUGAACUUCUUCCAUUUGCCAAGCGGGUGGCCUUGUACAUGGCUCGAGCGCGACCUGAACGUUUUAUCGAUGAAAUGAUGUGUGAACUACAAACUGUUGAAUAUCUUAAUUGUGUCAUUGAACGAACAGAGACUCCACCCUUUUUCCGCAUAACCGCUCGAAAGGAAAAUGGUCACUCGGAAGAGGGAACAGUGACCGUUAUCAACUACGAAGGGAGUAAUCGUAUCUCCAUGAAUCUCGAGCAAGGUACUUUACAUACCAAACGUCAUUCAACCGAAAGCGGUGGUGCAGCUGAUCGUUUAUUUGCUUCUGUUGAAAGUGCUGCCGCUUCCUCUUCCCACGCAACUGAAAACUCUGCUGGAUCAAGUGUCUCAGGUGGUAUGAGUACCACUCGAAUCGAUCGGCUCUCAUCAAUGACCGAAGAUCCAACGAUCAUUUCAUUUGCCUCAGUAACUGAGGAAAGUCUUAUGCUCUUGGCUCGGGUCGCUGAAUCGGACGCUGCUGCUGCUUGUCAAACAUCAGCGCGACAACCACAUCCUUUGCCGAUGCCUGAAUUUGGAGGUUACUAUGCACCUUUGACGGAAUUUUUACCCGAUUCAUCUCAACCGGUGGUUGGUUUUCAUCGGUGUAAUCUUGCCCUUCUUCUUCUAUGUGAUGUUGUGCCUGACGGAAUUCCCAUUGACUGGACACCUCAUAUUCCAAUAAUGCUGAACAUAAUCUUCUUGGGUCUUGACCAUCCCAAAGUUUUGAUCCACGAACACUGCAAGCAAUUACUUCUCAACCUGUUGAUCAUUUGUUGUGCUCAUAAUGAUCCCCUUACCAUAAGUCGCAUCUUAUUGAACAACAAGACCUCUCGUCUCAAGUACAAUCUAACAAUUAAUCCCGCUAUUCCUGAAACAAUUCCCGAUUUCACCGACCCACCUGCUGAUCGUACAAAUAACUUAUUGAAUGAUUGUUGUCUUAGUCAAUGUCGAUUGGGUCGUAAGUGUUUCGAUAUGCCUUCUAAUCCUUCAUUAAACGACAUGGGUAAAAAUGAGAACUGGUCUAACCCUGCAGUCGACGAUGCCGAUGAUAAUUGUUCAACAAUCUCAACUGACCAACAACCCAAUAGCACAAUGUCCUUGGAGCAAUUGGUAAAGUGUUUAGUUCAAUUUCUUGAUUCUAAACAAGGUUCAAACCUCUGGAACUGUGAAGAUAUAACAGCAAAAGUGUGGUCAGUUCGAAGUGCCUCUCAACUGUCCUAUUUUCUUGAGCACAUUAUCCUCGUCUUUAAGGAAUCUCUGAUUAGAGGUCAUAUUGAAGAGCGUUGGGCAGAAGUUGCUCUCCAAUUGGCUCUCUCAUGUUCAUCUCGUCAUUACGCUGGUCGAUCUCUCCAAAUUUUCCGUGCUAUUAAAUUGCCAAUUAACUCACGAAUGCUUUCCGACAUUUUAUCUCGACUUGUUGAAACAGUCGCUGAACAAGGUGAGGACAUGCAAGGUUAUGUAACCGAGUUAAUGUUAACCCUUGAAUCAGCUGUUGACUCUCUCAACUCCGAGCGACAUAUCCUCAGCGAAUACGUGAAAGCUUUGUUCAAACAACAAAGAUCCGCUCCACCUUUACCCACCUCGUGCUUGAGAAUGUCUGAUCGUGAUAUAGCCUCACCAACGGCACCACCUCCAUCCAAUGCGUCGAGCCAAGCAACUGUAACCUCAUCAAGUUUUCCCACCUCGAGUUACAUGACACCUCAACAUCUUGAGCGUCUCAACCACGCUCGAAGUAUAUCGAUCACUAUUCCCGAAAGGAAAUCAGCAGUGUCCAUGGGCUCACCCAAUAUUGAACAUCGUGAGAUGAGAUUUCGUAGUAACACCGAGAUUGACUUCCGAAUGGCUCACCGACAUUCAGCUGAUUACAACUUUGGCCGAUCUCGUAGUGCACAAUCACUCAAAACAAAUGAAGAUCAAAUAAUGUCACCAGAAGAUCGCAUCUCACUUUUAGCCCAAUUCUUUUGGAUUUCGGUCGCAAUGCUGGAAACUGAUUACGAACACGAAUUUCUCCUCGCACUUCGAUUGAUGGAAAAAAUUCUAACCUAUCUUCCCCUUGAGAGAAACGAUUCCCAAGAAAAGGUAGAAAAAGUUAUCCUUCAAUCGAAAUGGACAAAUUUCCCUGGAGUUCACGCAAUGCUGCUCAAAGGUUGCACUUCGACCUCAACCUAUCAAGCAACAAUUUAUCUUCUCCACAGAUUAACACCAUUCCUCGAAUUGUCCUUUGUCGAUCCAAGUGAAAACAUCGACUCAUUUCCAUUCAAUGUUUUCGCUCUAUUACCUUACAUGCUCUCCAAUUACGAUGAUCCGAAUCCUCUUUGUAUCCACGCUUCGAAAAAAUUUGCCGAAUGGUGUACAUCUAAAGUGCAAGAACCAGGAACUUACAAUUUGGAAAAUUUGGCGACCGUGAUGACCCUUUACAGUAAAAAGGCGUUUUCAAAGGAAUCCUUCCAGUGGACAAAGUGUGUGGUCAAGUAUCUUUUCGAUGCUUAUCCUUAACUUCCCUCUUUGGUAACAUUUUUAGUCGAGGUGAUGGACAAAGGCCCUUCGUCACUUAGUUGUCACGUUUUAUCAAUUCUUCACUGUAUGUUACAUUAUAUGGAUAUUGUAACUUCAUCGUCGUCAUUGAACAAUGACCUUUCUAAAAUUAUCCACAAAUAUAUUGAAAGUCAACAAUGGAAAGAUUCAUUGAAAAUAUUGAAACUUGUGGUCACUCGAUCGUCCACCUUGGCCGCAGCUCCUUCUUACACUUCAUCGGCAAUCAAUUCGCUUUCCUCUUCAUCCUCAGUCUCUGGUACAGCUACUGUUUCAUCAGCAUUUGCCUCUGCUUAUUCAUCAGCGAUUCCAGCUGAUACCGUUUCUAUUGCAUCGGGUGCUUCAUUUGCCGAUUCUGAGUUUGGCAUAAGACGAGAGUUACCUGGUCGAACGAUUGAAUUUUCCUUUGAUUUAACGCAAACUCCGAUUGUUGGAAGAAAGUUUAUCAUUGAUGAGAGGAAAAAUCUUUUAACUAAAGAAGAAAAUUCUAAACAAAUUAACCUUCUUCCACCUCAACCUUCACCUCCACAAUCUCAAACUCAAACACAACAGAUUCAACCCCAGCCCCAACAACAACAAUCGUCACAACCCCAACUACUCCAACAAACUCAACCCUCACAAUCUCAAUUAUAUCAACCGAUACAAUCAGUGCAUCCACCACAACUUCAAAUUCAACAACAACAGUCUCAAACAACCUGUGUUGUUGAUGAAAAAGAUAUUAAAGAAAUGAAUAGAAUCAAACCAACCAAUGAUUCUAGUCUCACAGAGACAAAUAAAACCACCGAGACAACAAAUAACAAUUCAUCGCCUCGUCGUAGUCUUUCAUAUAAUCACUCGUUCAACGAAGGUUCAAAUUGGAAGAGGCCCUGGUUAUCUCAAUCACGAACACGAGAAAAAUUAAUUGGACUUUUACGUAGUUUCGGUAAAAGUGUUGGUCUCCCUAAAUCACCAUCGGUCAUUUUCAGUCAGAAUAGUGAUAUUAUUGAGAGACAAUCUUCCAUGGGCUCGAGUGAAGAGGAUAUAACAAAUACGAAUAACGAUGUUUCCGCCGAGAGUAAACUCGAUGACAACGGUAAUUCCGAUCAAUUUGGACUAUUUAAAGAUUUCGAUUUCCUUGAAUAUGAGCUUGAAAGUCAAGAAGGCGAAGGUAUGGAUAACUUUAAUUGGGGAGUUCGACGUCGAUCAAUCACCAAUCUUGAUGAUACACCCGAGAAUGACCUUAGAACUGGAAGUCCACAACAAGGUGACCUUGACACACUACCAAAUAAAGACGAAGCCUCUUCAGACGAAGAGGGUGGCUACGUUUCACCAACUUCUUAUGAUGGACUUAAUGAUCUCUCUAUUUCAACUCUUUACUCAAAUUCUUAAGAGACCAAAGUAAAUUAUGAAGCAAAAAUUAAGAGAACAAAGAAAAUGUUUUAAUUCUUCCCAACAAUCUCACCCUGAUUGUAAUUAUCACAAACAUGGUUAUCUCUUCAUAUACACUAUAACCAAUGCAAUAAUAUUAAUAUAACUCUUCCCUUCCCUCAACUUAAUCACUGGUUAAUUAACACCACUGGUUCAAACUACCCAAUCAAUUGAUUUUUAAUCAUAUUCCAAAUGUGUAUUAAUAAUUUCAUAUCUUUUUUUGUUCACCAAUUCACUUAAAAUAAACAAAAUUUAUCUUUCAAAUUAA